AUGAGGCUUGAGGGCAAGACGGCGAUAGUUACGGGGGGCGCGUCAGGGAUUGGGCGCGCGAUAUGCGAGGUGUUCGCGGAGGAAGGGGCGCGGCUGACUAUCGCGGACAUCGACGCUGCGGGCGGCGAGCAGACGCUGGCGAGCGUCAGAGCUGCGGGCGGCGAGGCGCAGUUUGUGGCGACCGAUGUGUCCAAGGAGGCGGAUGUGGAGGCGAUGGUGCAGGCGGCGGUUGACGCUUAUGGGUCGGUGAACAUACUGGUCAAUGACGCCGCUGUGUUCGUGUUCGGGGAGAUUGAGGACAUCACUGACGCGGACUGGGCGCGGGUCUUUGGCGUGAAUGUGAUUGGACAGGCGUAUUGCGUGAAGCAUGUUCUUCCGCACAUGAAGGCUGCGGGCGGCGGCUCCAUCGUGAACCUGGCGUCGGUGAGCGGGUUCAUCGCGCAGCCGGGGUUCAUCCCGUACAACGCGUCGAAGGGGGCGGUGAUGCAGCUGACGCGCUGCCUUGCGAUGGACCUUGCGCCGCACAACAUCCGCGUGAACUGCGUGUGUCCCGGAUCGGUGCUGACGCCUGCGACGGAGCGGCACCGGCAGUUCGUGGGCGCGGACCGGGAGGAGUUUCUGGCUGAGGCGGGGUCGUCGAACUUCAUGAAGCGGGUGGCAGACCCUCGCGAGAUUGCUUACGGCGCGCUGUUCUUGGCGUCGGAUGAGGCGUCAUUCGUUACGGGCACGCCGCUGGUGAUGGACGGAGGACUGACGGCGCAGUAG
Geodia barretti is the source of this 765-nucleotide messenger RNA. The record is from the annotation of a GenBank genome assembly. Lineage: Eukaryota; Metazoa; Porifera; Demospongiae; Tetractinellida; Geodiidae.